UGUUGCGAAUUCUGCCUUACAUUUGUGUGUGGCCAAAGUAAUCUAUUUCAAGAAUAUUAGUAUAUGACGACUUUACCCUCCCCAAUUUCGUGUUGUUCCAAGAUAAUAUCGGAUUUUACAAGCGUACCCCUCAAAACCUCCUUCAAAUUGGAGGAAAGGAGAGGGCAAAAAUGUCAAUUACAUCCUAUAUAGUGCACAUGUUCAGUUGCUGCUGCCUCACUUUUUUCUGAAAAGCGGAAAAUAAAGAUCCGAGCGAAGCAGAGGAGCCCCUCGUCUAUCCACAAUCUCUCUCUCUCUCUCUCUCUCUCUGUAUCAAAUCGUUUUCUCUCUCUACAAAUCGAAUUUAGGGUUUUUCCUGCCCGUGACCGAGUCGACUCAGCCAUGAUUUCCGAUUCGAUCCCUAACGCCUCAAUCGCCAUGGCCUCAUCUAACCCCAAAGAUUUGGCGAAGAAGAAAAAGGGUAACCGUUCGGCGAAAUUGAAGCAGAGCAAACUCGAUGCUCGCCGGGAACAGUGGCUUUCUCAAGCGAAAAAUAAAGGGUGGGUGUGAAGAGGAAGUGAACUGUGGAGGGGGAGGGGGUACGCGAGGAAUGCACUCGGAUAACAAGAGAGGCAUGCCUAUCGAGAAGCUGGAGAUAAAGCCGAAAGUUGGAAGUAAGAUAUACAAAGAUGUAUCAUCCGUAAUGCAUCUGUACAGCGAUUCCGAUUCAUCUCCGUCAAACAGUCCCACGAGCCAAAGGAGUAUUAGCAAUUAUUCCGGUCUCAGUUUCACCGACAGUAGCAGAGGAAGUAGCAGUAGCGGACGAAGCAGUAGCAGCAGUAGAAGCAAUGGGUUCUUCUCGAUUGCUGCGAAUGAUAAUAGCAACGAUAGUUGCUUCGAUGAUUGGGAAGCCAUGGCUGAUGCCAUGGAUGCGAUUGAACGCAAGAAUCAAGAACACAGUCGUAACUUGCAGAAUGUUAACUCAAAGGCAGAGUUGAUGGAGAAAUCUCCGGUUAAUUGUGGGGCUUGGAGAGUGGAUGAUGCUUUUAGGCCUAGUAGCUUGCCCGAUUUGUCGAAGCAGUAUGGUUUUCCGUUGAAUACGGAGCUCCGUUUUGGGUGGGCGUGUAAGAAUGUGGGGCCUGUUCCGACGUCUUGCCCCAUAUGCUGUGAGGAUUUGGAUUGUACAGACACGAGCUUUCUACCUUGUUUGUGUGGAUUUAUGUUGUGCCUUUUCUGUCACAAGAGGAUUCUCGAGGAAGAUGGAAGAUGUCCCGGCUGUAGAAAACAGUACGAUGAGGUAAAUGUGGACGAGGGCAAUUUUGGCAUUUCGAUUGGCUCGUUUUCGUAGAAUGAUUGUCGAUGUUUCUUGGGUCUCUCGUCUGUGUAGGUAUGUGCUGCGUUUGUGUGUGUGGUGUUACUGUUGGAAUGUUUUUUUUACGGCAUUAGAUAUAUUAGUAUAGACGUUUUGAUUUUGGACCAAUGGGGAAUAAAUAAAUCAGUUCUCUUAUGGUGAUAUGUUUUAUAUGAUGAGGAGACCUUUUUCUUUUAUGUGAAUAAAUAAGAUGAUAAAAGCAAUGGUGAAUCUAUAUAUAUAAACUCUUCUUUGAUGAUU
Messenger RNA from Erythranthe guttata (spotted monkey flower), 1591 nucleotides. RefSeq lists its product as uncharacterized. Gene Ontology annotation, cellular component: CCR4-NOT complex. The record is from RefSeq and is a predicted model, not a curated record. Gene Ontology annotation, molecular function: ubiquitin-protein transferase activity. Gene Ontology annotation, biological process: protein ubiquitination. Lineage: Eukaryota; Viridiplantae; Streptophyta; Magnoliopsida; Lamiales; Phrymaceae.